UCUCAAUCAGGAAGCGCCGUCUUUAUCGCGACACCCAUGCAGCCGAAACGCUUAAGAUUGUCCCAAUUGACCUUCCGUAGUUAGUAUCUACGGUUCGCGGAAUCAACAGGAAGCGACCGCCCAACGGCAUUUCGCACGUUACAACUACAGCUAAGAAUUCCAAUUGUUCAUUGGCUGCCAAAACUAACUUUCACUAAAGAUACAUUAUAUGAAGCUUAACGGUGAUUGUGUUGUGUUUCCGAUGAUGGCUUAUCGCAGGAGUUGGAACCAAGCUUUAACUCUGAUUCUUAACUAGUGCGGUAAGCUAGUUAGCUAACGAUAAUGCUGACAUUUCAAGCCACUCGCAACAUUGGGUUUUGCUUGGUGGAAGUAAACCAACGAUAAAUGUGGACCGACCAACAUACGCGCAAGACUGUUUUAUCGCUACCUGCACUGAAAACUACGUGAACGACCCCACUUUAAGAGACCGCCGUUAGCGCUGCUCAUCCUCUGCCCAGUCUCAUCCAGUCGGAAGUCAUUUGUGUUUCCACGUUAAUUCGAUUUAAACGUCUUUGCCAUAAUGGCCGAAACAAUAGUAACGUUUCAAUCUCAACUCUCUGGCGUGAUGGAAACGGUCUUCAAAGCUGCCAUGUAUGAGAUCACGCGGCUGGUGGAGGACAGUUUUUUGGAAGAGGUGACGAGGUGCAGGGAGCAGGUUGAGUCCCUGAAGAGGCGACUAAAGUGGUCGGAGAGUCGCCGUAAAGACCGAGAGGGAGACCGGAGGGGGACAUGUCUCGACUGUGGAAGAGUAGGGGUGUCCGAUGAGGACAAUCCCAUCGCGACAGAGAAAAGUCUUAAACAGGAGAGCGUGUUGCAAGAGGUGAAUGACUCCCAAAGCACCGACGGGGGGGCGCCUUGUCGUGCAGCGGAAGAGACAAGACCAGAGGCCCACAGGGCCAUGAUGGCAUCACAGUCUCCAGGUGUACAGGGUGGCAAGCUGAAUAGGCUGCCCAAGGAGGAAGCUCUUCAGAUCACACCAGAAACUGAGUCCCAAGAGAGAUGGGGAGUCAAUUUGGAUGGUUGGUCUCAUAAAACAGAGGCAUCAGCUCUUCCGGGGCCCAGUAAACGUUUCAUUGACCAGAAAAUCCCAAAGAGUAAUUUGAAUUGGGAAGCUGGCUAUGGCCAGAGGCCAAACUCAGGCCAAGAUGAACACUCAGGUGACCCAUCCCAACCCCUUUUCCAGAGCAGGUAUGGUAUGGAAGAAUUGGGCGGCUUUGGCAAGACUGGCUAUGGAGACUCCCAUAUGAUAGACAUGGAUAACUUGGAUGGGUUGCAAGGAUCACCAUCCCAACUGGGUGAGGAUCUUAGCUACAUGGGGCAUUACGAGGGAGAUCUGGAAGCACCAGAAGGAGCCGAGCAUCAAGAUUAUCAAACAGGUGCUUCACGAAAUAGAGUGGCUGCGGUCGGUUCACCUGCCGGCUCUCCCACUAGGACAAACAUUGAUGUCAGCGGAGAGCUCAGCUGUUUAUUGAUCAAUGAAGAAGGGUAUCUACAGGACCCAAGUAUGUUGUACCCUGAAAAUGUGUCUGGCGAUCCUGGCGGCAGGGAGAACUUCAGGGGCCCGGGCAUUCGCGGUGACCCUUCUUUAGACAGCACGGAGGACAUGUAUAGACAGUCAGAUGCGUACAAUGACACCUUAAACCUGGGAGAGAGGCUUCAGCAUCCGGCAGCGGGGAGAGGGGGGAGGAGACAAAACUGUAACCAGUGCUCCAUGUCGUUCCCUGAUUCAGCCUCACUAAAGGCCCACAAGCAGACACAUAAGAGCACCGGACAAGUGCCACCGUACUCCUGCACCCAGUGCGGAAAGACUUUCACGCAAGCCUGCAACCUCAAAGUCCACCAGAGGAUCCAUUCGGGGCAGGGGCUUCACCUCUGCAGCCAUUGUGGGAAAGGUUUCUCUUCUUUCUCUGACCUAAAGACACAUAAGUGUGGCCAAACAGGUGACAAACCGUACUGCUGCACUGUAUGCGGGAACAAGUUCAGUCGUCUCUGGAAUCUUAAGUUGCACCGGAGAAUUCACACUCAAGAAAAACCUCAUCGGUGCACUAUGUGUGAUAAGAGCUUCACAAGGGCGGAUAUAUUGAAAGUUCACCAGCGUACCCACACGGGGGAAAGACCAUACUGCUGCACUGUCUGUGGACUCAGCUUCAAGCGCCUGGAUCAUCUGAAAUCGCAUCAACGCAAACACAUGACAGAUCUAUGAAGCUAGGAACGUUUUGGGGGAGUUUUGGAUAAAAACCUUUUAACGUUUUAAUUCCUUAUUCUUCAGUGUUACUUUUCUUCUCUUCAAACAAAUCAUUUCUUGUUUGUUUCUAUUUAUAUAAGAAAAAGAUGCUACACAAUUCUCCCUGUCUUGGUGAGCACAUUUCACAUUUUUAAUAAAGUUCAAAAAAGUA
Molecule: messenger RNA, 2435 nt
Organism: Gasterosteus aculeatus aculeatus (three-spined stickleback)
Lineage: Eukaryota; Metazoa; Chordata; Actinopteri; Perciformes; Gasterosteidae
Biological process (GO): regulation of gene expression
Cellular component (GO): nucleus
Source: RefSeq, a predicted model, not a curated record